Molecule: messenger RNA, 485 nt
Organism: Nelumbo nucifera (sacred lotus)
Lineage: Eukaryota; Viridiplantae; Streptophyta; Magnoliopsida; Proteales; Nelumbonaceae
Source: RefSeq, a predicted model, not a curated record
CCAUUUUGAUGAGAUCCUACGUGAAGCUGAUGGCAUUAUUCUCUCUCGUGGCAACCUAGGCAUUGAUGUCCCACCUGAGAAGGUUUUCUUAUUUCAAAAAUUUGCUGUCUACAAGUGCAACAUGGCUGGAAAACCUGCAGUUGUUACUCGAGUUGUGGACAGUAUGACUGAUAACCUGAGACCAACUCGUGCUGAGGCUACUGAUGUUGCAAAUGCCGUAUUGGAUGGAAGUGAUGCAAUUCUUCUAGGUGCAGAGACACUGCGGGGUUUAUAUCCUGUUGAGACCAUAUCCAUUGUUGGCAAAAUUUGUGCUGAGAUAAGCCUCUUCUAUGGUUUUCACCAGUGAAACGGUUGGCAUCCACAGUUACGCGAGGACUGAAUCCACCCACCUUUGGUUCAACCAAUACGUUAAGUGGAUUUGCAUUGGAAGGUGUGUUGCAUUAUUAGUGAAUUCGAUUAUUUUUUAAGUUCUUGUACUAUUUAUA